Messenger RNA from Dacryopinax primogenitus, 4041 nucleotides. RefSeq lists its product as uncharacterized. The record is from RefSeq and is a predicted model, not a curated record. Gene Ontology annotation, cellular component: late endosome; HOPS complex. The transcript has 5 exons. Gene Ontology annotation, biological process: protein targeting to vacuole; endosomal vesicle fusion. Lineage: Eukaryota; Fungi; Basidiomycota; Dacrymycetes; Dacrymycetales; Dacrymycetaceae. Bases 1 to 4041 code for a protein of 1346 amino acids. Gene Ontology annotation, molecular function: protein binding.
AUGGACACCCUUCUUUCCCUGCCGAAUGGUGCAUCACCGGCGCUUUCGCACUUUUCGGACGUAUCCCGUGCUUCGACACCGACAAGACUUGACGAUGUGUCGCACGAGAAGAGCAGCGUAACCAGUUCGCAAGUCCCAAAUCCACGGCAACCUUUCCGGUGGAAUAUCCUACACGCGCUCAGCACGCGCAUAUAUCCUCCUUCCUCGUCCAAGCCAUCUGCCGUUCUCGGACUGUCGACGAGUCUUCCAACAGCUAUUGUAGCAAACGGACUACUGUGCGUUGGAAAGACGGAUGGAAUGACCCACGUCUUCGAUUUUCGACAGCAUUUGAGGUGUACAUGCGGAAACGAAACCUCUGGUACGUCCACGGGAGCUGUUACAGCCCUUGCACUUUCUCAUGAUCACACGUUCCUUGCAGUUGGACAUGCACAAGGUCACAUAUAUCUGUAUGACCUUGCCCGACAUCAAGUUCCGGCGCGAACUGUCCCGCCUACAACGAUGAGCGCGGUAGCAUCUGGCAAGAAAGAAGGCCAUCUAGCGGGGUCAUCCAUCACUCAUCUUAGCUUCAUUGGUGCGCGACACACCGCCCUUGUUUCGGCCGAUAAGAGUGGGCUUGCAUUCUAUCACAGCCUUGGCAAGGUGCUAUUUAUAGAAGCGAGCGAUGUGCUUCGAAUAUUGGGUCGAUACCCCGAUGAGAUUCACGCAACUGCUGCAAGACAUACGUCCGGCGCCACCACACCCGUGAUUCGGUCGAGAAGCACCAUUCUGUCGAUGUCUGCACUUCCACUCGGCCCAGCCGCCCACCCAACAGAAGCAUACAACUUGAUUGCUAUCCUCACACCAGUGAAGCUGAUUGUUGUGGGUCUUCGUCCCUCCCCACGAACAUGGUUUCGACAUCACCGCGACGUUGAUUCAUCAGAGAAGAACCCGUCUCUUUAUGCAGGUUGUUUAGCAUGGUUCCCAAGCUUUGCGGAUAGCAAGCACACUGAAGGUAGAACAUUACAAGAACGACCGCAAGCAUCCAGCAGGCCGGUGUUGGCAUAUUCAUGGGGAAAUACCGUGAUUUUGAUGAGGGUGGAUGAGAUCGGCAAGGUCACAUUCGAGCAAGUCGGGAACUGGAGUGCGGACGGGGAUAUAGUGGCUAUCAUUUGGUUGAAUCAGAUGCAACUACUUGUGUUCACUUCGGAAGGCGUGGAUGUGAUCGACGUACAAAAGAUGAUAUCCAUCGAGCGGACUGCAAUACCCUCGGAAUAUGUCAUAGCCAACCGCUGGGCACCAGAUCCACAGGCCGCCAUCAGCACUCCAUCUCAUUUGCGUGCCGGAUCGCUCUUGACAUGGACCGAUCAUAUCUUAAUGUUCAUCAAACAAGGUGAUUUCCUCAGCGCGAUCGACCUCUGUCGAAGCUACUUAACAGGAGAGGCUACUGGCAACAAAGCCGGAUUACCUGAAGAUGCAGAUACCCUUCGUCAGGUCGUGGGUCAGAAGAUGUCGGAACUGAUGGUUGCCUCCGCCUCGUUUGCUUUUUCGGAGGACCGAAUGCAUGACUCAACGCACGACGCCCCUGAUGGCCGCGGUGUGGAUCGGACCUGGUUAUUCGAGAAGAUGGUCAGCACCUGCGCGGAAGCCUGUCUCACGCUAGGUGACAAUGACUUCCUCUUCAAUGAUCUCUACGAACGCUAUCAAGAUAUGGGGAUUGAUGGCAUAUAUCUCGCACAACUUGAGCCGUUUGUACUUGAUGGACGGAUUCGAACCAUCCCACCGCAUAUCUCUCAGCGUCUAAUUGCUGUACACGAGGAGAACGAGCAGUACGGCCGAGCCGAAGCCCUGAUCUGGCACAUCGAUCCGUUGUCCCUUGAUAUCAACCAAGCUAUCCACCUUUGUCGCGAUCAGCAACUCUGCGACGCCCUCGUUUACGUGUACACAAACUGCUUGAAGGACUAUGUGACGCCAAUAGUCGAUCUUCUGCUUCUCAUCCAUGAGAUCCGUUUGCUCCAGGCUGGCGGGACAUAUCAGUUUAACGUCUCCCACAUGGAUCUUGAGACUAUGAUGACCCACGCGUACAAGGUCUACGCCUAUCUGGGUGACGUCCUGACCGGCGUGGAAUACCCGAGCAACGGACAGAUGGACGAAGAUGAUGCCACGAAUGCAAAACGGAUGGUAUACGCAUUUCUAUUUUUCGGUCGCACUUCCCCGGGAGAAAGUGGGCAUUUGGUCGUGACUGUAGAUGAUGAUGGUCUAGAGAUCAGCUACCCCUAUUUGCGAAUGCUCUUGUCAUUCGAUGCCGAGGCGUUCCUCCACACGUUGGACCUGGCUUUCGAAGAUUCAUACCUCAACGACGAUGGACAAGGUGUGAACCGGCAGCUCAUCAUCAAUGUUCUUCUUGAUAUCGCUCAUCUGCACGACCUGCAACCAGAGGAUGCCACCUUCGUCCGUAUUUUCAUCGCACGAAACGCGCCGAAGUAUCCUCAGUUUGUGCGUGUCACGCCAAGCACCUACGAUCGACUGCUGCUAGAACUCGCAAGUGACCCUGAUGUCGGUACAAGGGAAGAUCGUCAACUUGCUUCGGAGUAUCUGUUAUCCGCAUAUACUCCGCACGACGGCGAUCGGCUGGUCGAUGUUUUCGAGCGAGCGGGCUUCUAUCGCAUUCUGCGCUCGAUAUAUUCGCAGGAACGAAAGUGGCUUUCAUUGCUGUCGACAUACCUGCGAGACGAAGACCUUCCGCGAGAAGAACUUUUCGCAAGUCUGGACAAGACAAUAAUCAGAACGGCAAAGGCGUGCAAUGGUGUCUUACCCGAUGAACUGCGGCAGAUGAUCUUGGAAUCGAUUCCCCGUCUUCUCCACUCCAGUAUAUAUGAAACUGCUGUUUUGGUCGAUAAUCAUCUCCAAUCCGAUCAUGCGCGGGUGUUGGAGGCAAUGCCUCCGCGGAGCUAUCAGCAAUUUGCGUACUUGCGAUACCUGCUCGAGCCAAACCUUUUGGAAGGUAUAGAUGAUGAUCACAUACCCCGGAAGCGAAGAUUGGAACAUGUCGAUUCUACUGCACGGCAUCUAUAUGUGGAGCUGCUCUGCGAAUACGAUGCUGGAGGUAUUAUACGUGCCAUCAAUGCACUGCCGAGUGGUUUUCUGAACCUACAGGAGAUCAUUCAGACCUGUAACGAACGAGGCUUGUAUGACAUCGAGAUCUGGUCUCUCAAUCGUGAGGGUCGACCGAGUAAGGCCCUAGAUCGAUUGGAGGUUGUUAUGGCUCAGCAAGCGAAUGCGCUCGCGGAUCUUGCAGAAUCUGGACCGGAAGAACUUGAGAACGGUAUCCAAGUGGACAAAUACGUCUCUCAAUUGCGAGCCACUACCGCGAUGGGCUUGCGGAUAUGCCAAGAACGAGGGCAACACCCGUCGACUGCUGGACUCCACAUCGAAGAAAUGUGGUUCCGUCUUCUGUACAGUGAAGUGAACAUCGUGCAAUUGGUGUCAACAGCUAUAUCUCCUAAGGCUGCGUCAAUCGGAAACAUCCCUGAGGAGAACCAUUCUUCCUUAUUGGAGUCACUGCGUGCGUUAGUGCAAGAGACGCUAGUGAAGUUGAUUUCCACGCCAACCUCACGAUCUACAUCACUAUCGUUCCCCGCGCUAUUUGCACGCCUCGUAGAUUCCGUAUCAGCAACGCAUCACGCAUCUACGUAUUCUGAAUUUCGGACUAUCUUGACUGGCAUGCUCAGCCAUUAUCGUUCUGAAGCGGACACACUUGGCAUUGUGGGACAGCUGGUUGGUCAAGAUCUCUUCAGCGCAGUGGAAGAGAAGACACGAUAUCGAAGACGAGGCUGGCCGGCCAAGGCUGGAAAUUGCGAUUUCUGCGGCCGACCCUUGCAUCCGCCAGAACCAAAAACGCGAGCCGGCACAAUGCAGGCCUCGAUCGCCAACGGCCAUGCGAAUGGUGCUGCCGCUCCGGUAGAUGAACCUGGUCGCGGCCCUGAUGACGUGGUUAUUGGAUUGGGUGGAUUAGUUUACCAUAAGCGCUGUUUCGAAGUGCUACGACGUAAUACCCCUCACUAA